GGCUCUGCGGCGCGGCCCGGACAGGGGCUCGGCGGCCCUGCAGGGAGGGUCAAGGUGCCGGCGCCGGGUCCCCUCCAGCCCUCGUGGCAGUCGGUGCGCUGUGUGGGGCGGAGAGGGGCCCGGGGUGGGUUUCGGGGCGCGGGCCAAGGGGAGCGAGCCCGGCCCGCGGCUUCAGCGCUCCGCGGCCGGCGCGGAAGGGGUGAGGCUGGGCGUCCGCGCGAGCUUCGAGAAAAGGAAAGACAAAAAGUUUUGGCGGCCAGGGGCUUCCCGGGCGUUUAUCUCGAAACUCUUUUCGCCGUCUCUUGCCUGAAAUAUGCCGAGCCCGGUACGGCUCUGUCGUCCCACUUCCUGCUGCGGUUUCCACCUCGAGCUGGGCUCAGCUAAUUUGUUGUGACAGCUGUCGGCAGCCGCCCCUCCGCCCCGUGACAUCCCGCAGGUUUCAGAACCGCGGCGCCGCCGGGCACAGACUCCGGGUCCGGAGCGCGCGGCCCUUUCCUCUGCGGCCGCCGUUUCCUGAAAGGGGCUGCGCGGGUGUGAAGAACUUGCUCAAUGCGCUUUGUAGGCUCCACUGUUCCUCUUUCGGCCGCGGGCUGCGCCGAUGGUCCGGGGAGCCCGGCUUCUCGCCCCCUGCCCCUUCCUUCUCUUCCUUUCUCUCUUUUCCUCUCCUGUCUCUCCGCCCACCCGCCGCAGCCCCGCAGGAGAGGGGUCGCUUCCCUGGUUGCUCUCCUCUCCUGUCCCUUGUGUGUCCCCUUGUCUUCCCUCGGUCUGCAGAAGGGACGGGGUGGCGGCUGGGGAGCGUCGGGGGAAGAGGGCAAGAGCGUGGGCUACGAGCUUGCAGGCGAUGCCCGGCUUCGCGCUCGGCGGGAGCUGCGGGCCAACCCGGGCCCGCGCUCCGUCCCUCCGCGGUGUCUAGGGGUCGCCCGGGCUGGGGUCGCGUCACCCUCCGCCCAGCGCCGGCGUGGUGGGGCUUGCGCGGUGCAGGACCCCCGAGGGCCCAGGGGGUCCCAAGGCGCUGCGGGUCCAGUGUCCCUUUGUUUGCAGAGUCUUGGGCCAGUAAGGAGUGCUCCGCGGGCCCCAGGGGAGGACAACAGGUGCCUCUUGCCCCACCCGGGCUCCUCUGGUGGGAGCCCACACGCACGGUGGCGUCACUGCGCCUACAGGCAACGCUAGAGCACAGGAGGGGUGGGAGAUCGGGGCUCGAGGGCUUCACCCCGCAGCAGAGCUCAGAGCCCAGUCCAGGCCUUAGGGACUCGCCUGGGGCCUAGAACUUGGUGUGGCAGAGGUAGAAAGGGCCUCCGAUAAUCUGCUUCUACAGUUGAGAGACGUCAACUGGCACCUCUGAGCCUCUGCCCCGUAGGUGAAAUGGGAACACACGAAACCAUCUGAUGAGCUCUCACUGUCCGUCACUACCAAAUGUGGCCCAGACUCAGUGGGGAGGGACAGUCCCAUCCUGGAACUGGGGCUUUUAGGACAUCCCAGAGCCCGGUAAGAGGGACAGGGAGAGUGGGGCUUGGAAAUUGGUAGCCUCACAUUCAGUGUCCCCCGCACCUCCUUCCCUUUCUGUACCCUCUGGUGGCUCUUGUGGCCUCAGCUGCUCCCAGACCCUGUCUCUCUCGCCCUCCCCCAGGCUGAGGUGCUGAGGUUGGGCUGUGGCUUGAGCUGCACCUGUGCCCUGUUAGGGAGUGGGGGUCCCAGGCCCAUCGCGUUUCUUCUCACUGCUGGCUCCAGCUCAACACUUGGCAGGCCCCCCUCCCCAAACUGCUGAAGCAAGCUCGCGUAGACUCGGCCUGGCCGCCGCUCCCGGGCUGCCGAGUGGACCGGCCAUUUCGCCGCUUCAAAGGCUGUCUUUGUUUUGCUCCAGCUCAAGCUUAGAGAACUUAAGCCAACAACCUCAGCCGAGGGGGCGGGGCGGCGUCUGCUGGUUGUUAUUGAGGCUGCUGUUACCAUUAUUGUGGUAAUUGACGCAGUGUUCCCAGUCGGUGACUUUUCAUGAAAGGAAGUGUCACUUCCUUCCCAUCACACCCAGGGUGAGUGGGGCGGGCAGCAGAAAGAUGGGGAGGGAGAGAAGGAAAGGGGUGUGUGCCUCCAGCAGACCCUUAAACUUGAGAGCUGUAUGGCCUUGUACUAGUCACUGCCCCUCUCUGGGCAACAGGGGUCUGUAAGUCCAUUGCGCUCAUCCUGCACCCAGGAGGCUGAUGUUUCCGGAGCACCUGCUGGGCAGCGAGGUGCCUUGGGGAGGGAGCAGGACAGGCAGGCCUCUGAUCUUCUCACUGAGCCUGGCUGUGGUUUGUGGGGGAAGCCUCCUUUCUCUUCUCACUUUUUUCUGCUGAGAACAUUGGGCACAUUGAGUCUAGCACGCCCAUCUUGUAGAUGGGGAAAGGGAGAUACAGAAGCAGUGACCAACUUGGUAAGAGGUGCAGCCAUGCGGUGCUGGAGCCCCUUGCCCCAUCUGUCCUCUUGGCCCACUCUCAUCUGCUUCCAGCUUGAUGUCUGGCAGGGCAGGGGCCCACUGACUUCCCCACAUCCACCCACUGCCUGGCCCCAUAGCUACCUUCUAGUCCUGGCUAAGCCCCGUGAGACAUCUUAAGUUUGUCUUCAGUGACUCUCAACCACCGCCCGACUGCCUUCACCUUCCUGCCUUUGCAUACCUGCCUUUGCUUCGCCAGGUUGGUUGGGCCCUGGCCAGAGCUGGCCCCCUACUCUCUCAGGUAACAGGUAGCAGUUUUUUAAAUGGAAUCUCAGUAGGUAUCAACAGGUCUUUCCUCCUUCCUCAAGAUUAUGGAGAUAACACCCCUUAUUCAAAGAUGGUGGGUCCUCUGGGCCCUCCCCCACCCAGGCCAGGGAAGUUGAUUCAUAGAGUGUGGGGGCCAUGCCCCUUCCCAGCCCUCCCCCUCUCCCCGCUGCUGCCCAGCUCUCUGACCAGCCCCCUCCCAUCCCUGAGCCUGGAUGCCUUAGCAGUCAACACAGACCUGCUCUUGUUAGCAGAGUGACAGGAGCGAUGUGCUGGGAAACUGCACAUCUACUUGGGGAAAGGGGACGAGUUUGCAUCCUCUGAGCGCAGAUAAGGAACUUGAGGUCUCCCUGCUCCCAUUAGAAAGAAAAAAAUCUCUAGCUCUCAGGGAUCAGCGUCUCUCAGGAGUCAGACUACCCUGGUUCUGAAUCCCAGCUCUGCCAUGGAUAAGCUCCGUGGCCCCAGGCAAGUUACUGAACCUCUCUGAGCCUCAGACAGUAUAUCUGUUAUAUCUGGAUGGCUGGGAAGAUUCAGCAAAGCAAUGUUGUAUGAGAUGCCUAGCCCACACCAGCCAGGGCACUGAUUUGAGUCGGUGGAGCAUGUAACUUGAGAACAAGUAGACCUAUGGGAGCAUCCUCUACUGGAGGCAGUGACAGACUAACAUCUUCAGUGCUGGAGUUUUAGGAUCUGGGAGUUGAGCUUGACUCAGACAGGAGCUAUGGAGUUAGAAAGAAAUCAGACUCAUAGCACAGGAAGAGCCUCAGGCAAUCCUCCUGCACAGCACCCUGCCGCACCCCCUCUCUGCCUAGUGAGGGACUGGGUCACUAGGAGCCCAGGCUCAUCUUCUGGCACAGCCACCUAGCCUGCCUCGGCCCUCUUCCCAGCAGUGAAAUGAGGAAAUCGCAGGGGGGCUUUUGUGGAGUGAACUACUGUUAUCAGGGUUUUUCUAACACCAUUUUCUAGCUGCACAAAACUCAAGGAACAAACUAGGAAUAAACCUCCCCAAGAAAGCACAGGGGCUUUUUAAGAAGGAACUUCUGAGGACUGCAGAGGGAAACCUGAAUUAUGGAGACACAUGGUCCUGAAAAGAAAGAUGCAAUACUGUAAAGGUAUUAUUUCUCCUCAAAGUGGUUUCUAAAUUUAAAUGCAAUCAAAGCCCCAGUAGUGGGGGUUUUUUGUUUGUUUGUUUGUUUGUUUUGGAGACGGAGUCUCUGUCACCCAGGCUGGAGUGCAGUGGCCUAAUCUCAGCUCACUGCAACCUCCACCUCCUGGGUUCAAGCAAUUCUCCUGCCUCAGCCUCCUGAGUAGCUGGGAUUAUUGGCGUGUGCCACCACGCCCGCUAAUUUUUGUAUUUAUAGUGGAGAUGGGGUUUCACCAUGUUGGCCAGGCUGGUCUCGAACUCCUUACCUCAAGUGAUCUGCCUGCCU
Gorilla gorilla gorilla (western lowland gorilla) is the source of this 4158-nucleotide messenger RNA. Its product is annotated as collagen alpha-1(I) chain-like. The coding region runs from base 550 to 1170 and encodes 206 amino acids. Lineage: Eukaryota; Metazoa; Chordata; Mammalia; Primates; Hominidae. The record is from RefSeq and is a predicted model, not a curated record. The transcript has a single exon.